ACACUUGCUGGAGUUGAUCCUCCCCUCACAGCCAAUCAGCUGUUAGACUGGAUGCAGUUUUAACUCCCCCUCCUCUCUUGAUGACGCAGAUAGCUCCAGUGUGUGUUCAUACUGGUCAGCUGCUGUCUGUGGGGAGCAGCAUCACAACCACAACCAGCAGCAGCAGCAACAGCCUCAUACGGAUGAUGGAAACACGGAUGGAGCUGCAGUAGAGAUCCGGGGAGGAUGCUGCAGCCGCUGUGAGACAAACCGAGCCGCGUUUAGCCCCAUGUCAGCCCGCUGCUGCUCCACCUGCCGUGGAUGAUUUUCCCGAUGGGUUGUGGAGGGAGUCGGGCGGACGCGAUGAUCGAGCCGAGGUACCAUGAGAGCUGGACCCGAGAGACGGAAUCGACGUGGCUCACCAAUACCGACGUAGAGACCCCUCUGUCUGUAGCAAACAGUAAAGCUCUGGAGGCCAGUCUUAGGGAGAAGAGGAUGGUGAACACAGGCACCCAGUGUGGGAAGCAGGCCCUCACCGCCGCCGGCUCCAACCACCAGAGGAGAUCCAGACGUUCCUUUAGUGAACAAACCACGCGUGACUCCAAAAGGAGGGCAUCGAAGGAGGCCAACGCUUUGUCUAAGGAUGGGCUGUCCGUCAAUAUCAACAGCAGUGGAGAUGCAGAAGCUGGGAACACGUGUGAUGAAAGAUGAAGUGAAGCUGAAACUCCUGCGAGGAAGACGGUCAGAGCUGUGAGCAGUUCACCACAAGACGGGGACGGUGAUUUACAGAAGCGUGUGGAUGAUGUUUUGCUAGUGACUUUCCAAGAUCUUGGCUGUCGAUCUCGGUGAUUUACAACACUAUAAGCACCUGCGUAUGUCUCCAUCCAAAGAUCUCGGGAUGCUGCAUCUUUGUUGUGCCAUUGCAAAUGCAUGCAUGAAGCAGAGAGUGGUUUUCACAACCAGUGUUCACACUCUCCACCGUGCUUUCCUCCCAUGCUCAUGGUGCCGGUCAGGGAAUGUGCCACUGUGUUAAGCCAAUUUUAAGAAAACAGACCGUUCCAUAUGCACAUGAUAAUCACAAUCUGCACAUCAAAUGUUUUCUGUGUGGGGCCUUCCUAAAGAGUUUGCUUCAGUUCUUUGUGCAACUAUAUUCCUUUUUCUUGUGAAUGAAAAACAAUAGUGUGGGAACCAAUGAUGAUGCUGUUUAACCUUAGUAAAUGCUGUAAAUUAUUUACAUUUAGAAGAACCUGAAGUGCUGUUUAGAAAACUGAGAUUUGGAGGUUUGAAGCUUGAAGGCUGACGACUGUCUUUUCCAGCCUUUGCAAGUUAUAGAAACAAACACACCCGCAUGUGCCUAUAAUUCACCUUGAUUUGAACUGCUCAUAUUUUCAGUUUAUUCUUAAACUAUAGUCAGUAUUAUGUGUUCUCCAGUUACAUUUUUUAUGUUAUAUGAUGUUACACUGUAUUUUUUUUUACCAUGUGUUGUAAUAGUAUGUUAUUUGUGGGGCUUACACUGAUCUGCAUGUAUAAACUAACCUCAAAUUGAAUCAGCAUUGGUGAAAAUUGAUCAUGUGUAGAAGGUAUUUGUCCAAAUAUCAUCAAAAUGAAGCUGUAUGAGAUUAAAAAAAAAUGUUGCCCAUCCAGUGUAAAACAGAAAAAUAGCACAAAGAAGUAAAAUCAGGCAGUGACUGAGAAUGGGUGGUUAGGAUCAUGAGAUUUAUGGCCAGCAGAUGGAGAUGUUGACCAGUGGAGGUCUUACUAAUUAAAGAUCUCAUGAGGAUUGCUUGAACCACAAUCACUUUAAGAAGAUCAUUGAUUUAAUAGAGGAUGAAGAGUAAAUGAAAGGUGAUCUAUCGGUUAUGUCUUGUCACAAUGUUUAAAUGUUGUGGUAAUAGCUGCUUGUCAAGGGUUUGUGAUGGUUCACUGAGAUGAUUAUGGUUUGUUUGCCAACGUUUGUGAUAGAAAACAAAACUUACCACACAGGAUCUAUAGUAUUAACCACCUUUUUUCUUCUUUGUAUUAAAUUGUUUUAAGAUUCCUAAGUUCUCAAACUCAGAAAAAAUGUGACACAUGCAAUGAUUUCUCAUUUGCUAUAAGCAAAGGCUAGAAGAAUUUAAUAACCUGAAUCCAUAUUGACCAAUAUCUUGCUUUCUGUUAUUUUCUAUUCAUUAAUGUAUGUUUCUAUAUACUUUAAAAGACUAGUUAAAUACAUUUAUAAUAGAGCUCUGUCAUUUCCUUUCACCAAGCCCACAAUCAUAUCAGUUGAUUACAAUAAUUUAAUUUGUUUGCUAUUGCUAUUAUUUGGCUUACUACAGAAACACUAUUAUUAUUAUUAUUAUUAUUAUAAUUAUUAUUAUUUUAUGGAAUUGAUGAUUAAAAGAGAAGAAAAUGCAGUGAAGGUAGUACUUCAGUGUGGCUUACAGAAUUGAAAAGAAAUGCCAAAAAAUAAUAUUUUUCCAUGAAAUAAAAUCUAUCACCUAACAUCACCUUUGUGAAUUCU
This is a messenger RNA of Thunnus maccoyii (southern bluefin tuna), 2479 nucleotides long. Its product is annotated as brain and acute leukemia cytoplasmic protein. The record is from RefSeq and is a predicted model, not a curated record. Lineage: Eukaryota; Metazoa; Chordata; Actinopteri; Scombriformes; Scombridae. The coding region runs from base 301 to 690 and encodes 129 amino acids. The transcript is spliced from 3 exons. Gene Ontology annotation, cellular component: cytoplasm.